AUGGGUUCCAACUCCAAGGCCUUUCUUUUGCUAGGUCUUUUGUUAGCUAUUGUUCUUCUCGACUCUUCGGAGGUGUCAGCGAGAGACCUGGCUAAGACUUCCUCUGACCAGGGAAAAGUGGAUGCUACCAAAGAGGCCAAUGGAGUAGAUGAUACCAAAUAUGGUGAAUUUGGCGGAAAACCUGCUGGCGGAUAUGGAGGAUACAUAGGUGGUGGAUAUGGGGGAUACCAAGGUGGACCCUCUCGAGAUCCUAGAAUUCUUUCAGGUGGGAACGGCGGCAGACAUCCCUGCCCCGUCGAAGGUUCGGGGCAUUGUUCCCCUCCUGGUGCAGAAACCGAAGCCAAGCUUCAAAACUAA
Molecule: messenger RNA, 357 nt
Organism: Alnus glutinosa
Lineage: Eukaryota; Viridiplantae; Streptophyta; Magnoliopsida; Fagales; Betulaceae
Product: glycine-rich protein DC7.1-like
Exons: 2
Coding region: 1-357 (118 amino acids)
Source: RefSeq, a predicted model, not a curated record